GGAGCGCUUGCCUCAGUUCCACCUCCAUCUAGAACACCAGCGGCCGGAUGAGGCCACUCCGCCAUGCCUCCGUCUCUGUCCAACCAAAUCAGACGGCGGAGGCAAACCGUAGAGUGGUUGGCGGCCGUGCGGCGCGAGAUUGAGGUCGACAAUGGUUGCCGCAGCAGGAAUAGGUAGCCCAUGGAGAUCCGUUCUUGUUUGUGUUACGUGCGACUGUUUUGAGGGCUUCCGAAUCGGAUUGAGAGCCCUAAUGUGGCAGUCCGGGAUGCAGUCGGUGUCUUUGUCCAAGAUGGUGAGAUCUUCUGGUUCGGCUCGUGUUCCUCCGUAAUGACCUCCCACGGUGUGAUUUGGCCAGAUCCAUCCCCUUCUCAUAUUAUUUGGGGUGCAUGAAAUGUGGACUACGUAUACAAGAUUGCAGCAUCAUGAAAUGGUUUGAUACUUGGCUUGGUUCAGAAUUAUACAGCGGCGAGGGCCUCGCGUUCGAGCCGACCAGGCUGCGGGAGAGGUGGGCGAGGGAGCGGAGGGAGGAGGCCGAGAGCCUGGCGGACCUCGGGAUGCCCGUGAAGAGGGCCGGGGCACGGAAGCCGCGCCUCGCGUUGGAUGAAAAACUUCAAAAAUUGUUGGGUCAUUUCCAGAAGGACUAUGAAGGUGGAGUAUGUGCUGAGAACUCGGGGUCACAAAUGGGAGGUUAUGGUUCAUUCUUGUACCCCCAGCGUUCUCUGUCUGUUAUAUCUCAAUCUAGAAGUCCUGCAGUUCCUCCAAACCAUGGCAAUGCCUCUAGAUCACCUUAUGUUCCAGUGGAGAGUGCACAGAAGAGUCAUUUUGUCAAGACUGAAUUAGAUAGCAGGGGAAAAGAUGAUUAUUGUCGAAGAACAUCGAAUGGGAUCAAUGGUAAUCCUCAUCAACAGAUUUUGAACAGAGCAGUCAAUGGUCCUGAGCAAAAGGCACCUAAAAUACGUAUCAAGGUGAACAGCAGUAGAAGUUUGGCAAGAAAUACUGCUGCUGUCUACAGUGGUCUGGGCCUCGACAUUUCUCCUUCAUCCUCUAUGGAUGACAGCCUUGGUGGGAGCGCUGGAGAUCCUGAGCCCAAAAAUUUACCAGAUGCAUCUCCGCAUACCAUUUUACAGAUAAUGACCUGCCAUCCUAUUCCUGGAGGACUCUUGCUUUCACCACUUGCAGAUAAUAUUAUGGCGCUGAGAAAAAAGACAGCAUCUGUAACAAAGGAACAUGAAGCACCUGAAUUUGAUUAUGACAAAGCAGAACUGAACAGAGACUGGUGUCCCACGACCUCUGCUGCAGGAGAUAACAAAAAUAAGGUGUCAAAUAAAAAUAAGUAUGUUGAAAAGAAAGAUCACCUCCCAAGUAUCAAGAAUUCACAAUGCAGACAUAAUGAUUCAACAAUUGUGAAUAAGGGGACUAUGCAUCAGUUACUGGAUAUGUCAGAUGAUGCAGGUUCAGUCCUCUUACCUAGAAGCAUGAAGACAGAACAACAUUCAGUUGAGGAAUCAGAAAAAUUGGUGGCUGAUAUUCCGAAUCACCUGAAGGAAACAAAGAAUGGUCCACUGAAAGCACGAGGCAUGAGUUUGCCAUACUUGAUAAGGAAGAGAAUAUAUGAAGCUAGGCCAAAGUUAGGGACCGACACUGCUGCUAGCUCAUGUGGAACGGGCAACAAACCAAACCAGAAGUUGGUCUGAUGUAUCUGCAAAUGCUGUAUGUGUAUAAGGUCAUGUUAUCUUCAUGACGGGCUCGGCUGCGGGGGCUAGGUGAGAGCUCAUCAGUAUAUGUUAGUAAUGCUCACUACCUCGGCGUCCACUGGUACUUGGUGCGACUUCCAUACAUCAUCAAGCUAGCGAGAUGGGCUCACCGCCUUGACAGCAUCAAGCUAAUGUGAUGCCCUUAUUAUUUGCCUAUAUGCUUCCGCUGGAUGUGUCUUCUAUGCUGCGGCAUUGACCUGCUGUGGUAGCUACGUAGAUAGGGCUAUGUAAAAGUUAUUUUGUGUAAGUGCAGUACAUCCUCUGGCUGAUUGGGAGGCUUGUAAGACAAUCCUUCAUCCAGACCCUAUGUUGAGAAUACGGGCUUAGCUUUAUAUUCUCUUUAACUACUCCUAUGCAUGACACGAACUGUUGCCCAGGAAGAAUUUUUGUUGAUACACUUUC
Messenger RNA from Lolium rigidum, 2156 nucleotides. RefSeq names its product cysteine-tryptophan domain-containing zinc finger protein 5-like. The transcript is spliced from 11 exons. The record is from RefSeq and is a predicted model, not a curated record. Lineage: Eukaryota; Viridiplantae; Streptophyta; Magnoliopsida; Poales; Poaceae. Bases 387 to 1694 code for a protein of 435 amino acids.